GAUUUGAAGUUAGACUUGCAGCUGACAGAGAUAGACAAGAGAGAGGAGGGAGAGAUAGCAGGCAAGCAAUGACGAAAAGGAGGCAGUUCUCUGUGGCCUGUUUGCACUGAGUGGACUGUAACUGGGAUGAGAGGCCUGGUGAGCUGGAGUCUGACUUCCUGUUAGCUGAGGGUGAGGUGGGCAUGUAAAAAAAAAAAAAAUACAGAAGUAUCCAAAAGAAAAGAGAAACUUUCCUGUUCUUGUUACACCUGUUGCCAUAUCAGACUGCUUGAUGGCUGUUACCCAGGCUGUGCUCCCUUCCUUCAGCUCCUUCUCCAACCUCUCUCACUCCACUGACAAUAUGAAAGUGUGUAAGUCAGAUGGGUCUCUCCCUUUGGACUCCCCAAGCACUAAACUGUCACCAAAGAGCUCUGAGCAACUGCAGGUCUCUGAACAAAUGGCAGAGGAGCUCCUGGAUGAUGACAGCCAAGCAUCAUGGGACAUUGAGUUUCUGCUGUCAGAGUGGCGCAGCCCUUCCCCCGACCCUAGCCCCUCUCUCAACAACAGCAACCAACUGCUUCCGCAGUUUGACCCAAACACUGCAUACCAAGAGACGAGUGUGCUUAAGGACCCAUCAGGACAGGAGAGUCUACAGAUGAACAGCGGCAGCCUCAUGGCUGAGCUCAUGUCCCCUGCUGAAACCACCACAGUCCAGCCAGAGCUGUACCAGCGUAGUUUUAAUGACGAUCAAACAGGUCGAACUUUAUUUUCUAAUGUGCAUAAUGUAAAUCAGUUUGACUUCUCCCAAGGAGGAAGUGUUGAAAGACACAGCAGAGGAAGCCUCAGUAAGGUUGCAUCAUGGGACUUCAACCCCUACUAUCACCACCACCACCAACAGCAACAGCCUCCCGUGGUGGCCAUCCCUGAAAACAGGUUCAUCCGACCUCAGCCUGUGACUCCUGACCCUCGACACUACCGCUACUUGCCCCACUUUAACCACACUGCCAGCCUUUACUGUGACUACAACCACAGCCAGGGGCAUUUGCCCCUGCACCAGCAGCCUCUGCUGGUUGGACAACAGGUGCCCCCUAGUGGGUUGGAAGGGAAGCGUGGCAGAAGAGCUACGGGGAAAAAGAGACCAGCCAUCCACAGCUGUGAAUACCCCGGCUGCAGCAAGACCUACACCAAGAGCUCGCACCUCAAGGCUCACCUCCGCACCCACACAGGUGAAAAGCCUUACCACUGUUCAUGGGAGGGCUGCAGCUGGAAAUUUGCCCGCUCGGAUGAGCUGACACGUCACUACCGCAAGCACACGGGUCAGAAACCGUACCAGUGUAUGCUCUGUCAGAGAGCCUUCUCUCGCUCAGACCACCUGGCUCUGCACAUGAAGAGACACAACUAACGCUCUCGCAUAUACACAAAUCUACACCUCUGCCAUUAUAGGACAUUUUAAUUAAAAAGUAGACAAAUUUUGUCUGAAUGUAGGACCUCAAAAGUCAUCUGGUGCAGAUGUUUUUGGUAUACUUACAAAACAAAUGAGAUAGGUCUAACUCAAAAUCUAAUUGAAAACCCUUCAGCUUCAGAAAUGAUUGAUAUCCGUCACUUAAAGAGUGACCAUUAGUAAUUGCUGAAGCACUGGUAAUUAGAGAAGUACUCCACAGAAAAAAGAUGGAGCAGGGGACUUGCUGCAGGCACUGUAGCAAGUUUAUCUCCUUUGUCUCUCUCUAUUACACAUAUUUUAUCUCAAAGAAGCCAGCUUUACCAUGACUGGCUGCUCGUGUGGGGCUUUUGUGCUAAGAUGACCGUUUUAGAGAUAUCUACCUCUGUGACAUCGUACAAAAGAACUUGUAGAAACUGAAAGUCUGACACCUGAACAUUUAGCUGAUAGGAUUACUCACACGUACACUGACCUCAAUACGUGAAACCUUAGCCUUAUUUAACAUGAGCAUCCACCACUGUUGACAGACAAUAUUAGAUAGACAGAUAAUAUUGGGUACCCUUUAACCAUCACAUCUACAUAUCUGAGCACAACAGUUACCAUAUACCUUAAAUCAAAGUCCUAACUUAACCUGGCAGCAUGUCAACCAGAAGAAGACAACCUUUGUAAAAUAAGCAUGUCUAAAGCUAUAAGAGCCGCUUUUACAAACACUGUACACACUGUGGGUUUACAGACAGUGGACUUAAACACUAACAAAAGACCUAAAAGUGUUUGUAGCAUUGGUUACAAG
Maylandia zebra (zebra mbuna) is the source of this 2207-nucleotide messenger RNA. RefSeq names its product Kruppel like factor 1 (erythroid) (gene klf1). Lineage: Eukaryota; Metazoa; Chordata; Actinopteri; Cichliformes; Cichlidae. Gene Ontology annotation, biological process: regulation of transcription by RNA polymerase II. Gene Ontology annotation, molecular function: DNA-binding transcription factor activity, RNA polymerase II-specific; RNA polymerase II cis-regulatory region sequence-specific DNA binding. The record is from RefSeq and is a predicted model, not a curated record.